AUGAGAGGCUUCUUUACCACCUCUGCCCUCCUUUCAGGAGCGGCGGCAGCGGCAGUCCGCUUCACCAACUCUAACAACACCCAUGACUACGUUAUUGUGGGAGGUGGCACCAGCGGUCUUGCUCUUGCAAACCGCCUGUCCGAGAACCCAGCCAUCUCGGUUCUGGUCAUUGAGGCUGGCGGUUCGGUCUUCGACAACGUCAACGUCACCAACCCCAACGGAUACGGACUUGCCUUCGGCACCGAUAUCGAUUUCGCUUUCAAGACGACGAACCAGACAUACGGCGGUGGCUUGGUCCAAACCAUGAGAGCGGCCAAGGCAUUGGGAGGAACUAGCACCAUUAACGGAAUGGCUUACACCCGUGCCGAAGCUUCUCAGAUCGAUGCUUGGGAGCAGCUCGGAAACGAGGGUUGGAACUGGGAUGCGCUUUUCCCCUAUUACCUCAAGAGUGAACACUUCCAGACCCCCGAACCGGUCCGUCAGGUUGCCAGCCACCUGGACUACGAAGUCGAAGCCCAUGGCGAGGACGGUCCCCUUUUGACCGGUUGGACCUAUGGUCAAACCAAUGGAAGCAUCCCCACAGUCUUGAACUCCACUUUCCAGAGCCUCGGUCUGCCUUGGAAUGAGGACGUCAACGCCGGAAACAUGGUCGGUUUCUCCGUCUUCCCUAGGACCGUCGACCAAGAGAAAGCUGUCCGUGAGGACGCUGCCCGCGCCUACUACUACCCGUACCAGAACCGUACCAACCUCAAGGUCCUCCUGAACACCAACGCUCAGAAGCUCACCUGGAAGAAUGCUACUGUCCCCACCGCCGAUGGUGUCAAGAUUGUGUCUACCGAUGGAUCCAGCAGCGUUGUCAAGGCCCGCAAGGAGGUUAUCCUCUCCGCCGGUUCCCUUGUCUCUCCUUUGCUCCUUGAGCUUUCCGGAAUCGGUAGCCCCACUGUCCUCAAGCAGCAUGGCAUCGAGACUGUUGUCAACCUCCCCACUGUUGGUGAGAACCUCCAGGACCAGAUGAACAACGGCCUCUCCUUCGAUAUGAAGAACACCACCGUCGAUGGCACUAUCACCACCGUCGCCUACCCCUCCGUCGCCCACGUCUUCGAUAAUGUUAAGGAGGUCGCCGCUCAGAUGAAGGAGGCUCUUCCUGCCUACGCCGCAACGGUCGCCUCCGUUAACGGCAACGUCACCCGCGUUGCCGACCUCCUUGAGUUCUUCGAACUGCAGUGGUCUCUCAUUUUCGAGUCUCAGAUUCCCAUCGCUGAGGUCCUUGUCAACGCUGCCUCGGGAAGCUGGAGCAGCGAAUACUGGGGUCUUCUGCCCUUUGCUCGUGGCAGCGUCCACAUUGGCGAGACGUCCACCUCCAACGCCGUCAUCAACCCCAACUACUUCCUGUUGGACUGGGACCUCCUCGGUCAGGUUGAAAUCGCCAAAUUCAUCCGCAAGCUGUACGGCACGGCGCCGUUCUCUACUUACGCCGGGACUGAGACCCGCCCUGGCGCGGAUGUUGUUCCCGAGGAUGCAGACAUUGAAGGCUGGACAAAUUACAUCAAGAGCAACUACCGUUCGAACUUCCACCCUGUCGGCACUGCUGCAAUGAUGCCCCGUGAGAAGGGCGGUGUUGUUGACACCAACUUGAAGGUUUAUGGCACUUCCAAUGUCCGCGUCGUUGACGCCUCAGUUCUGCCUUUCCAGGUUUGCGGACAUCUUGUCAGCACUCUGUAUGCCGUUGCUGAGAGAGCUGCUGAUCUGAUCUCCAAGAGCUCCUAA
This is a messenger RNA of Colletotrichum spaethianum, 1767 nucleotides long. RefSeq names its product glucose oxidase. Lineage: Eukaryota; Fungi; Ascomycota; Sordariomycetes; Glomerellales; Glomerellaceae. Gene Ontology annotation, molecular function: flavin adenine dinucleotide binding; oxidoreductase activity, acting on CH-OH group of donors. The coding region runs from base 1 to 1767 and encodes 588 amino acids. The transcript has 2 exons. The record is from RefSeq and is a predicted model, not a curated record.